Molecule: messenger RNA, 5516 nt
Organism: Prionailurus viverrinus (fishing cat)
Lineage: Eukaryota; Metazoa; Chordata; Mammalia; Carnivora; Felidae
Gene: COBL
Product: cordon-bleu WH2 repeat protein
Exons: 17
Coding region: 230-4198 (1322 amino acids)
Biological process (GO): actin filament network formation; actin filament polymerization
Cellular component (GO): perinuclear region of cytoplasm; axonal growth cone; actin filament
Molecular function (GO): actin monomer binding
Source: RefSeq, a predicted model, not a curated record
UGGCACCUGCAUGGACCUUCCAGAAAGGAGCAACGGCUUUUGAGGGCGAGUGAAGAUGAUCGGGUCCGUGCGAACGGCAGCAGCCCUUCCCAGCUAGAUGGUGCCAUGAUGGAGGAAGACGAAGGGUCGCGCCCCUCCUCCGCCUGGGAAGCCGGCCACCCCGAACGCGCACGGUGGACAGACACUUCGCCGAGACGUGUCGCCCGGCCCUCCACAGAGCCUGCUGCACAUGGAGAGCCUGGAGAACAGCUCGGUGGCCGUCACCGUGGUUCUGCCCAGCGGGCUGGAGAAGAAGAGCGUGGUCAGCGGCAGCCAUGCAAUGAUGGACCUGCUGGUUGAACUUUGCCUUCAGAACCACCUGAAUCCAUCCCACCACGCUCUGGAGAUCCGGUCUUCGGAAACCCAACAGCCUUUGAGUUUUAAGCCAAACACUUUAGUUGGGACCCUGAAUGUGCACACUGUGUUUCUCAAAGAGAAAGUUCCCGAAGAGAAGGUUAAGCCUGGCCCACCUAAAGCACCUGAGAAAUCCGUGCGCUUGGUAGUGAAUUACCUGCGAACACAAAAGGCGGUGGUGCGUGUGAGCCCCGAGGUGCCGCUCCAGAACAUUCUCCCGGUCAUCUGUGCAAAGUGUGAGGUCAGCCCAGAGCACGUGGUCCUCCUCAGGGACAACAUCGCCGGUGAGGAGCUGGAGCUGUCCAAGUCCCUCAACGAGCUGGGGAUCAAGGAACUCUACGCGUGGGACAAUAAACGAGUUCUUCUGACCAAAACUCAGUCGGAGCCUUCUCUGAGCUGUCAAGAAACCUUUAGAAAAUCAUCGCUUGGCAACGAUGAGACAGAUAAAGAGAAGAAAAAAUUUCUGGGAUUUUUCAAAGUUAAUAAAAGAAGCAGUAGUAAGGCGGAGCAGAUCGGGCGGUGCGGGCUGGACGGCGAUGGGGACCCGUCACGGUCGGCUUUGGGAAGGGGCUCGAAUGGCUGCCUGACCACGCCCAACUCCCCAGCGGUGAAUCCGCGUUCCAUGACGUUGGGUCCAUCCCUGUCGCUUGGCAACAUCUCAGGGGUGUCUGUGAAGUCGGACAUGAAGAAGCGUCGGGCCCCUCCGCCCCCGACGCCGCCCGGCCUGGGGCCACCAGUGCAGGACAAGGUCUCAGAAAAGGUAUCUCUGGGGUCACAGAUUGACUUGCAGAAGAAGAAGAGGCGGGCGCCCGCACCCCCUCCACCGCAGCCCCCGCCGCCAAGCCCCCUGGUGCCCCCUCGCACUCAGGACCAGGAGGAGAACAGGAAGAGCGCCACGGCUGCCGAGGGGGCUUUUAAGAAUAAUUUCAAGCCCAGCAUCGGAGAGGAGUCGUGCUUGCCAGAAACACACGGCCAACAAGAAGGUAUCACCAGAUUGGCCCAAGGCGAGGACACCGUGUGUAAAAUUCUGAAGCGUGUUGGACGACGGCAGGUGCCACAAAAGCCUCCCAGAGGCACUGCUCGGGGGCCCCCCCAGUUAGUGCUCCCCCCACCCCCGCCCUACCCUCCUCCUGACACAGACGUGGCAGAGCCUCUCGGCUUUCCUGGGGAAAGUGCUGGUUCCGAGGCCCCCGACCCGAGACCCACACUGAGCCUGCCCCUGGGGCCCGGCAGUCCCCGUGGCACGGACGGGGCCCCACCGGUGCCGUCCGAGGCCGAGGAGACCGUGUCUGUCGGCAGCUGUUUUGCCUCCGAGGACACAACCGAAGACUCAGGAGUGGUGAGCUCCCCGUCAGACAUCGUGUCCCUGGAUUCCCAGCACGACAGCGUGAAAUCCAAAGAUAAGUGGGCCACGGACCAGGAAGACGGCAGCGACCAGGACCUGGCUGGGACCCCAGAACUGGGUCCCCGGAAGAGCCCCACGCGGGAGAGGAACAGCUCUGGGCGACGGCACUCGAGACCUGAGGAAGCUGCCACAGCCUGCAGAGGGGACGAAGACCUCUUUAUCACCGGGCAGUUCCAGAAAACCGUGGAGGAACUUGACGGGGACCUGGAAGAACUGGAAGACGGCUAUGAAGCCGGCACCGGCUCGGUGAAUGGCGUGUCUGGACGCCGCGUGUCAGAUGCCACGGUCCCCAACAGCGAUGAGGACGCGAUCCCAGUAACGUUCAUAGGGGAGGUCCUAGACGAUCCUGUGGAUUCGGGGUUGUUUUCCAACAGAAACAACAAUGCUGGUUCUUUUGACCCGGGGAGCGUGGCCGGCCGGGGAGGCCACCUGUUGCAAAGUCAGGCGGAGAACAGCCAGCAGCGGGAGACGAGAGCAGACGUGCCCGACUCGGCAGCUCCUCCCCACGGCCUUGGGAAGGAAGUCGAACCCGCCUCGUCCGACCCCUGUGAAGAUGGGGGUCCGAACAAAAUGGAGCCCAAGGCGACUUCUGCAGACUUUCCCACGCACAACCCGAAUGCAGAGGACGGCGGUGAGGGGCCCGGCUCUGCCCUCAGUGGGCAGACACAGGCCAGCAAGAGCGCGAGUUCAUCAGAGCCAGCGAGGGCAAAGGAAGGCGAGGAUAAGCACGGUGGCUCAGCACCGCCAUCGUGGUAUCGACGGGGCCAAAACCCAGGGUGCAGUUACGGACUGAAAUACGGCCUCACGACGUACAAAAUCGUCCCUCCGAAAUCGGAGAUGAGAUGUUACGACAGAGGAGUAUCGCUGUCAACAGGGGCCAUUAAGAUCGACGAGCUAGGGAAUCUGGUGAGUCCCCACGCGAACGGGGGCAGGACCGUAGCCCCGUCGUCGCCCGCUCUCGACGCGGAAACCCAACCCAUUGGAAGGGUCAAGGAAUUCUGGAGGUCCGGCUCUCUGGAGAAGCACUCUGGCCAGCCCCCGGAGUGCUCAACCAACAGGACCCCCGCUCCCACCACACCAGCGAGGCCACAGCAGCAGGAAAGUGGACUCAGGGCAGAACCCACUGUCCUGGACCCCAAAGCGACAUUGCCCCCGCAGCAGUCUGCCCACCGAGAAGCAGGGCGACACGUGGAGGAGGGGAGAGACCGGCCACCCGUGGCGGCCACUCGUCACGUGAAAGUGACAGCAGCCAAUGCCUCAGAGGUCCUGUUCCUCAAGCCCCAGAGAAGAACGUCCAGUCAGUACGUGGCCUCUGCCAUUGCCAAGCGGAUGGGGCCCCAGAAAGCCCAGGCCGAGGAGACCCGUGAAGGCAGAGCCCCAGAGCUGGCCGGACGGCCUCCCGCUAGGAGAGACGGCUCAGCCCCCAGCCCGCUCCCAGAGAUCCGCAUCUGUGCUGACCGGGAGGCGUCGGCGGUAGGAGCCCAGCCCGGGGGGCCCGUCAGCAGCCCUGAUGGAAAGUCGUCUGCUCAAGACGGCCCAGCCGCCAUCUGCAGAAGUCCUUGUGUCCCGCCUGUCACGGCUGCCCAGAGGGGUCACGUGUCUAUGGGACAGCGCUCUAGUUUCAGCGGAAAGCAGAGCCUAGGCGACCACAGGGCCAGCUCAGCAUCCGUCCCCAGACGCACUCUGGACAGUACAGAUCCCCCGCCCGCCCGCUCAGGAGACGAUCAGACUCCAGACAGGACCCUGGUGAAUGGCUCCAGGUGGGUCCCCAUCCCCAGCGAGCCUCCUCACUCUCCGAGAGGCUCCGGCACCAGUGGCCAUGCCGGACGGGAGCCCCUAGAACAGGAGGAGAAGCCCGAAGCCAACGGCACCCUGCCACCCAGCAUCUUUGGGCCGAAGAAGAAAUUCCGACCCGUUGUCCAGAGACCGGCACCAAAGGACACGUCCCUGCACAGUGCCCUGAUGGAGGCCAUCCACUCAGCGGGCGGGAAGGACAGGCUUCGCAAGAUUGCAGAGCACGCGUCGGAGGCAGGGCCCAGGAAGCCGUCCUGCAGGGAGGCAGAGGGCGAGCGCUCGGCCCUGCUGGCGGCCAUCCGAGGGCACAGCGGUGCCCGCAGCCUGCGGAAGGUGUCCUCCUUCGCCUCCGAGGAGCUUCGAAGCUUCCGAGAUGCAGCGCUGUUGGAACGCAGGCCGGAGCCGCCAGGGCUGGAUGACCUUGGCGUUCGGCCCCCGCCCGCCCUGCCGCCCCCGCUCCCUCCGGCCACCCAGGCUCCCUCCAUGUCCAGGCCGGUGUCCAGGUCCAGCUCGGGCAACCCGGCCGAGGCCAGGCAGGCCUUGAUGGACGCCAUCCGCUCGGGCACAGGGGCCGCACGACUGCGAAAGGUGCCCUUGCUGGUGUAAAUCCUCGAUGAGAUCAGAUCGCGGCAGAAACCCACCCCCGUGAGCCGUCCACAGUCCCCACUCGAGGACGCCGCGUGGCAGGGGGCGUCGGGACGUGGCAGACUUUCUUGUCUACAGGCCAAACGCACACAGCUGGUUUUCAGUCCUGCGACAUGGUUCCAAGAGAGGGCAGAAUUCUGCCCUGCUGCACAGCUUAGGUGCCAAGGAGACGUGUUUGCCUCUGAGUAUUUCACGUUGCCAAUAAACCUUUCUUGUUGGCAGGUUAAUGGGGAUCUAAAUGCGGGAGCCCAAGACUACACUUCGUGGUGACCUUCGGCCAAUGCUGGACCUUUGAGAAUUUACCACAUAGAUAGAUGGUUGCGACCAUUUCGCUGCUUGAAAUCUUUUGAAUUCUAGGGAGAUACGGAGAAACCGACUGAAACGAUCCGAAUGUCAGAAGCUCUGUGAUGUUUUGCUCAUAACAAAAGAGCCAGAAGGCUUUUCUCAAAGUUGACUGUCGAGUCAUGAAACCGUUGGAGUUUUAUCCCUCAAACAUUGGGAGUUAUGACCUCCCGGAGGAUCGCAGACCAUGAUCUGACCAACUAAGCUUUUAAAAAUCACCUGUUCCCGCCCAGAAUAAAAUCGUACUUGAUGUAUGGACAGGCAUUUCUGAUUCUCCAGGGGUGGCGGUGACAGAGGUCGGAAUGGCAUUGGCGUGGACGGUCGGUGCCCCACCUUGCAGGUGUCCCCAGUGGGCUGUGAAGUAGAAUGAGCCUCCCCCAGGAGUGCUGUGUAUGGAGCCCGGUGACUUCCCUGGGAACCUUCCGAAGUCCUGCACGGGGCCCGGAGCGGGGACGUUGGGUGUCUGCGUGUCGCCAGGAUCGGAUCAAAAUUGUGCUGGUAUUUCAUGGUUUGUGUUCAAUCUGGGUGCUUUCGCCCAACAGAUCAGGGUCACCCCUGUAUCACAUGGAAGGCUUUUCGGAGGACACGGAAUUCUGCCGCCGGUAUUUAUAAUGAAGUUUAGACACCGCACUAGUCUCUCACUUCUGUCUCUAAAGCACUUUGUUGCAUUGGGAAGAGCUCUUUAAGACAUGAAUAGAAAUCAAGAGGAGCUCGUGAAAUAAAAUCUCUGUCUUCAUCAAGCAACAGAUACACGGUGGGAUCGUUUUAAUGUCUCACGGCAGAUCCAGGCAUCACAUAGAAUGGAAACUUUGCUCUGCGUUGUCCAAUGGCCGUUGCUCACUUCCCGGUGGGGCAAGAGCGUCAGCCGGUCCCUCUCAAACCACACUGUCUCCACUAUGUGUCUUUUAGUGCCACAAAUAAAAGAAAAUGAAUUUCA